CACCUCAAACUUCUCCCUGUCCCGCUAUCCCUCUCCCGAUCCAGACCGCCCCCUGCUGCCGCACCCUCCGCUGCCUGCCACCGAUGCCCCUGCUACCCAUCUCUCCCCCCUCUCACCGAUCCUCCUCUUUCUGAUCCAUCUCGGCCCUCCGCCCGCUGCCUCACUCGCCGCGUCCACUGCGUCUGCUGCCGCUGCUCCGACGAGGGAUGUGAUGUCUUCAUAAUUUUCCAAUAGUUUGAGGAGACUAGAAGCUCAAUCAGACUGUGGUAGUGAAGUCAUCAAUGGAUUCAUUCAGUCGUGGUUCGGAUAAUGUUAUUGGAUCCUACCCAGUCUCAGUUCAGGAGCUUUUGGUAAUUGACGACCUGCUGUCAGCUCUGGUUGGUAUUGAUGGGCGCUACAUUUCAAUUAAAAGAGUGAGAGGAAGGGCAGACCAUGUCAUCUGCCAAAUUGACCCUUCCAUGGACCUUGCCCUGCAGGAAUUGACACAGAGGAUUUUCCCUCUGUGUCAGAAUUAUGUGCUGAUCAAUUACUUUGUUGAGUCCAAAUCUCAUUUCAAAUCUGGAUUGGUUAACCAUGCAUUUGCUGCUGCAUUAAGAGCCCUCCUUCUGGAUUACCAAGCAAUGGUUGCACAGCUUGAACAUCAAUUUCGCCUUGGUAGACUCUCUGUUCAAGCAUUAUGGUUCUUUUGUCAGCCAAUGAUGGGAUCAUUUAAUGCCUUGUCAAUUGUGGUUGAGAAGGCUUCAUCCAACAAUUUUUGUGGUGCUACAACUCUUAACCUCUUGCAAAGCCAGGCCAAAGCCAUGGCAGGUGAUAAUGCAGUUCGGUCAUUGCUUGAGAAGAUGACCCAAAGGGCAAGCUCGGCAUAUCUAGCAAUAUUAGAAAGGUGGGUAUAUGAGGGUGUUAUUGAUGACCCUUAUGGUGAAUUCUUUAUUGCUGAAAACAAAUUGCUGCAGAAGGAGAGUCUCACUCAGGACUAUGAUGCUAAGUAUUGGGUGCAGCGUUAUAGCCUUAAAGAUGGCAUUCCUAGUUUCCUUGUCAGUGUUGCUGGGAUAAUCUUGACAACAGGAAAAUAUUUGAAUGUUAUGAGGGAGUGUGGACAUAAUGUUCAGGUGCCAUUAUCAGACAAUUCAAAGUUAAUGAGCUUUGAGUCAAACCAUCAUUAUCUUGAAUGCAUAAAAACUGCUUAUGACUUUGCCAGUAGUGAGCUCUUGAAUCUCAUCACACAUAAGUAUGACCUUGUGGGAAAACUGCGGGCUUUGAAGCGUUACCUUCUUCUUGAUCAGGGUGAUUAUUUGGUUCAUUUUAUGGAUAUUUCUCGUGAUGAGCUUGCUAAAAGACCCGAUGAAAUUUCUGUCGAGAAGUUACAGUCACUUCUCGAUCUUGCUUUGCGAUCAACUGCUGCUGCUUCAGAUCCUUGUCAUGAAGAGUUAACAUGUUGCAUGGAAAGAGUUCCAUUGCUCAAAAGACUAACUACACUUACAGAUUUGGAUUCCACUGAAUCUGUGGAGGAUAAUAAACCUUCUUUGGAUCCUGAUAUACAAUCUGAGCUGUUAAAUAUUACUGGUGUGGAGACGUUCUGCCUUGGAUACAAGGUUCCAUGGCCCUUAUCAUUGAUUAUUCCCAGAAAAGCUUUAACAAAAUACCAGUUGAUAUUCCGUCUCCUAUUCCACUGCAAACAUGUAAAUCGCCAGCUUUGCAUGGCAUGGCAAGUACAUCAGGGAUUUCGUGCCAUUAACAUUCUUGGAAAGCCCAUUCUCAGAUCUUCGAUUCUUUGCCGAAGCAUGCUUAAAUUCAUCAAUAGCCUUUUGCAUUAUCUAACUUUUGAGGUCCUCGAGCCAAACUGGCAUUCUAUGCAUGAUCGGCUGCAAACUGCAAAGAGUGUAGACGAGGUAAUUCAGUUCCAUGACUAUUUUCUCAAGAAGUGUCUGAAAGAAUGUUUGCUGCUUCUACCUAAGGUUUUUAAGAAAAUUGAGAAGUUAAAAUUAAUAUGCCUUCAGUAUGCCGCUGCUAUCCAGCUUCUAGUACCAUCAAUCUACUCUAUAGACGCCACUGCAGAUGUUGCAACAACUUCAAUUGGACCAGGAAGAUCUAAACACCGAAGAUUGAGAUAUCAGAAUCAGCAAUUAAAAUCUGCAGCUGAAAAUAAAUUGAUAUGUGAUUCAAUCAUGAGAUUUGAAAAGGAGUUCAACGAAGAGCUGCAGAGUCUAGCCCCCAUUCUCAGCAGCAGCUCUCAAGCAGAACCAUAUCUGACCCAUCUUGCCCAGUGCAUUCUUGGCUUAGGGAGCGAUAUAUAGGUGCUUUGUAUUGCCCCUCUUCAAUGAAAUUGUUGCCACAACUGGGUUUUGAGGAUUAUCAUCCAGUAUUGGCAUUACUUUGCUUGGUUAGUGUUCCAUCCUUAAUUCCUUUGCGAUAACGGGGGUGUGGAACACUGGAGGCGAUUGAUGGCUGUCCCUUAGGUUUCUACCUGUUGGAUUAAGACUAUUUCCGGAUGAGCUUGGGACGAGUUUCUGGCUUGGUUGAUUAAGAAGACAGGUUAGGCUCAAACCUGAUGGAUGACUGUAAACUAAGUACUAAUUGUUGUGAAACAUGAAUUACUAUUGCUGCAUGCAACACUCGAUGUGAGUAUGAUCCAAGCUGUUCAUCCUCUA
This is a messenger RNA of Zingiber officinale, 2648 nucleotides long. Its product is annotated as gamma-tubulin complex component 2-like. Gene Ontology annotation, cellular component: gamma-tubulin small complex; centrosome; equatorial microtubule organizing center. Bases 282 to 2294 code for a protein of 670 amino acids. The transcript has 21 exons. Gene Ontology annotation, biological process: spindle assembly; meiotic cell cycle; cytoplasmic microtubule organization. Lineage: Eukaryota; Viridiplantae; Streptophyta; Magnoliopsida; Zingiberales; Zingiberaceae. Gene Ontology annotation, molecular function: gamma-tubulin binding; microtubule minus-end binding. The record is from RefSeq and is a predicted model, not a curated record.